Ficedula albicollis (Collared flycatcher) is the source of this 1408-nucleotide messenger RNA. It is a transcript of the gene UBTD2, whose product is annotated as ubiquitin domain containing 2. The transcript has 2 exons. The record is from RefSeq and is a predicted model, not a curated record. Gene Ontology annotation, molecular function: protein binding. The coding region runs from base 65 to 637 and encodes 190 amino acids. Lineage: Eukaryota; Metazoa; Chordata; Aves; Passeriformes; Muscicapidae.
AGUGGCUCUGGGUCGGAACCAGCCCCUGAAGAAGGAGAAACCCAAAUGGAAGAGCGAUUACCCCAUGACGGACGGGCAGCUCCGCAGCAAGAGGGACGAAUUUUGGGACACGGCCCCAGCCUUCGAGGGCAGGAAGGAAAUUUGGGAUGCCCUCAAAGCCGCUGCCCACGCCUUUGAGAGCAACGACCACGAGCUGGCACAAGCAAUCAUCGAUGGUGCAAACAUCACCCUGCCCCACGGUGCUCUCACCGAGUGCUACGACGAGCUGGGCAACCGCUACCAGCUGCCCGUGUACUGCCUGGCGCCGCCCGUCAACAUGAUCGAGGAGAAGGGCGACCUGGAGAGCCUGGACAUCCCCGAGCCCCCGGCCAGCUCGGGCCACGAGUGCCAGCUGCGGCUGCGCCUGUCCACGGGCAAGGACCUGCGGCUGGCCGUGCGCAGCCUGGACUCCGUCUACCACAUGAAGCGCCGGCUGCACGCCGCCGAGGGAGUGGAGCCGGCCAGCCAGCGCUGGUUCUUCUCCGGGAGGCCCCUGGCUGACAAAAUGAAACUGGAGGAGCUGAAAAUCCCAAAGGAUUACGUGGUGCAAGUCAUCGUCAGCCAGCCCCUGGCCAACCCCACCCCGGUGGAGAAUUGAGGGGCUCGGUGGCUCUGCUCUCCUCUGCCUCUCUCUCGUGGGGGUUUGGGUUUUUGGGGUUGUCCCGCUCCUGCGGGUGGGUUGCAAGGAGUGAGCGGCAGAAAAAAUUCUCUGUCUGCGAUGGAGAGCUGCAAAAAUGUCCAAGUGUGACCUGGCCUCUGGGGUUUGGCUGAUCUCCUGUCGAGCACGACAGCGAGAGGAACGGGGCAAGGGAAGGGAAGGGAAAAGAGGGAGGGAAGAGAUUGUUCGCUUAGCACGGACGUGGAAUGAUCCUGAAAUCCUCAGUGGUGAGGCUGGAGCAGCAGAGAGCGCUUUUAUUUAACAAACCAACUUGAAUGGGAGUGGAUGUCUCCAGCUCCAGACCAGCAGCACACGCAGUUCCUGCAGGCCAGGGGGCUCUGCUGGGGCUCAGGCAGCCCUGGGCUCAGAGCUGGGCUGGGCUUUGCUCUCUGGCAGCUCCUGGUGCUGCUCAGACCCAGCAGUUGUACAUUCCAAGGUGGCAAUAACUCAGCCCUGCCUGCAUCGACCUGCUCCAGCCCUGCAGCCUCAGCUCCUGCCUCACCUGGGGCUGUGCUGCUCCGUUCCUGCCCCUCACAGCAGCCCCAGGCUGUGCUCAGGUGAGCCAAGGUGAGCUGGGAGUGCAGCCCCUGUGUCCCACACAUCCCUGGGAGCUGGCUCUGAAUUCCUGGGUUCAGGUGGCUCUGAGAUCCUGAGUUCAAGUGGCUCUGAAUUCCUGAGUUCAGUGAUUCUGAAUUCCUAAGUUCAAGUGGC